AUUCUAUAUAGUGACAAGUUAAGUGAUAGUUUUGGUCCGAAAUUUGAGUUGUUUGUACUCGAACUUGAGGAAUAUAUGUGUUGUAAUAUUAGCGGUACUCUUGAAAAAGAAUACGAAUUUGUGUGUAAUUUCUCGAAAGAGUCUGGAUUACUUGACCAGGAGCCGCAAAAAUUGAUAUGAUGUUACGUUAAAAGAAUAGCACACAAGCGCGAAUAUGUCGCGGUUGUUGGAAAGAAUCGGUGACACUUUAAAGCUAGCUGAUAGCUCGAAAAUAACUGACAAGAAGAGGUGUGUAACCGAACUUUUGGAAUUAUACCGGAAUGAAGAUGCUGUGAAAGAGAUAUGUCUGAGUUCCGGAAGAGAUGACUCGAGACAUAUCUCCUGGUCGUAUAUCUUGCUUACAGUUCAUAAAUUGGUUGUGGAUGAAGCAGAAAGGAGACAGCUGCCUAACAAGGAGACAGCUGCCAAGAAUAAUGAGAGACAAUCUCUCAGCAGUCUGGUGAUCAGUACUGUUCGUCGUUCUAAUGAGAGUUUGAAAGCCAAAGAGAUUGUCUCUUUGAUAUUGCAGAUAUUAGAUUCCAAAAUUUAUGUACACUAUCAGGAUACAUAUUUAAGGAUAUUGAUCAAAUAUGUGUUGCCUAAGAGUUCGAAUCACAGUGAUAUCACAGUGGAUCAGUGGCGGGAGUUGCUAAAAGUGUGCACCAAACUGUACAAAAAAGCACAUAUUGAGAAACAUAUUGUUCUGGAUGCGUUGCAGAUGAUUGUGAAAUAUUCUUUUUUUCACGUAAAUUUUCUUUUUCACAUUAAGAAUUUGCUGUUGUUUCUCGAAAAUAUUUUUUCCGAAGACCUGAAAAGAGGAAGUGACGAACAACUGGCGGAAUCCUUUUGCCGACUCGCUAGUAGUGUAAGCAGGCAGAUCAUGACGGAAUCCCAUUUUGCGCUCUGUGCAUUUUCAGAGAACAUUGCAAAGGAUAUCUUGCUCUUAAACAGUUCUGAAGAAAAAUACAAAUUGUUGCUCAUCUUCUUGGAGAUUCAUCAUUUUGAAAGUUCUGAUGAGAUACGUUGUAGCACUUUGGCUUCCACUGGCUCGAGCAAAUGGAAAGACAUUCUGCGCAGUAUGUGGUCAUUUGUUCAAGAGAACUGCAAGCUAGAUAUACGAUGGUACAGUUUUAUUCAAUUUGCCAGUGAAGUCGUGAAACAAAUCCAGGAUAACACAAUGAAUGUUGCUUGCUCCCUUGAUGUGAGCUCGUCUCUUGGCAGUUCCUCUCAACCUAAGCGCAGGCGUACAAUAGGUAGAAUAGAGAAUAUCGUCGAUUUUGUGACGGAAAGUAGUCCCGAAGAAGUGUGGCCUGUGCUGAGAAUCUUGACGGAAACGUUACGAAAAUAUCCGCAGUGCUUGAAGUCGGAAAAUCUUGCGCCUCUGUUGCAACGGUUGACGGAAGUCGCUCAACCUCGAGACGAGUCCGUUAUGGAUCACUUGUUUUGUCUGGCCGCGAUACUAAUGGAGAACAAAAUGUUUAACGAGGAAGAUACUCAGGAUGCCACUGUUUACUGGAAUAAAAUUUGGGACUUGUUGUUAAGGUCUCUGGAAGCGAAUCAAAAUGAGGAAUCUGGUCAUGUACUGAUGCGUUGCUUUGUGAAGCGCAAUAAAAUGCCGAACGCAAACGGCAUUCUCAAGUUAUACUUGACGAAGACAAUCGGUUGGACGCGAAACAGCGUGCUCACGCUGCGGCAAUUGUGUGAAUGUGUUUCUCCGCAGGAAUACUCAAGCGCACUGACGCUGGAUUCGUCAUCGCCGGCGUCGACGUCGGCGACUGUAUCAACACCUGUCUGUGAUAGAACGCGUUUGCUAGAUUGGUUGUUAAACAUGCCGUCGCACAAACUAGCGUCGCGACUACGCGUCGAAACUAUUGAGGAUGUUUGCAUUUUGACGGUAAAUCUCGUACUGAAUUCCCGUAACAGACAGAACGUUCGAGCGGAGCGAAAUUAUAACCGUGAACAAGCGGCCAGAAUCUCUUUCGUGCAACGAGACAUUCAUUCGACAGACCUGCCGCGACUCUGUCGCGCUUCCCUCAUGUUUGACGUCGAAUUAUCCGUCUGUUUAACAGACAAAUGUUCUGAGCGAGAUUCGGAAAUGAAAUUUAACAACGGAUUUCCCGUGUCUUGUUCAGAGGACGCAAUAAUUUAUUUAAAGAACUGGCUGUGUAACAUUUUUCAAGAAGAAGACACCAACAAUGAUGACAAAAACACAGGUGAAAUUUACGUCAUCUUGAUAAAAAUUGCGCUCUUGGCGAGAUUGCUGUGCGCUUUGAAACAGCUGAGUAUUCUUACAUUGGAAGAUACCGUCGGUUGUAUGCUGAUCGCUCAGUUAGAGAAGCGUCUGAAGAACAGCUUCGAGAUCCUGGCGAGAAUCGACUGGAGCAGAUGCAAGUACGCGUACUUGCUCAGCGUCACCGGAGCGUUGAACGUGCUUUAUGGUACAACUUACGACGCGGACGUCGCCGAGAUAAUCGUUUCAGCGUCUACGGAGAAAAUGUUAAAAAAUAUAUUCGAUUUACUAAACAUUGACGACAAUCGAAAUUACGGAUCUUACAACAAUGCUUUUCAGGAGAGACGUAGACGUUCGAGCGUAUACUCCGCCGAGUCGUCCGAGUUUGCAACAACAGGUUUUCCGCGCGAGCGUGCGAUUUGCUUGCGGGUAGUCGAAGCUUUAGCUUCGUUCUGCGCGCUGCACAUCGGCGUGAACAAGUCUGCGCUGCAGAAAAAAACAAUGAGAAUUUUGCAAACCGUGCAUCGAAACUUCGCGAGUUACGUGGAAUCCGAGAUACUAUUGACGAUUCUUGAUUCGUUCGUUUCGCGCGAUCGGAAUGAGAUACCGCGCGAAUAUAAGAACGAGCCGAUAGACUUCUUCUUGAGCGUGUGCGAGAAAGAUUGCGGAAGUGAAUUGUUGCGUGGAUUGUUCAAUCUGCUGCCUUACUUCUUUGAAUACGCGAUCAAGUGUGAUUACUCGCCGAAAACAAUUGUCAAAACGCUCGCGCGACUUUACGAACGCAUUCAUCGGCGUAACUGCGGCGUUCUUGUUCAUGUGGAUUAUAUGAAGUGUGCCUGCGGUGUCGUGCGGAUCGAUCCGAGUUUCUCUUGGAAUAGCGUUGGCGAUUCCGACGAUGACGUAACAACGUUGCUCAACAGCGUUCUUGACUACAUCGGCAACGAACUUUUCGUUCUGCGUUCGCAAGCGGUGCGAUGCCUGCAAUUGCUUCUGUCAUUCGAGAACGUCGUUCACAAAUGGAAGGAAUGGAUCUUCGUUAAAGUGGAGAAGAUCGUAUUCAAACUGGUUGAUGAGACGGCAAAUCGGCAAUCGACUUCAGAUUUGUCUGACAAUAAGAACCUGCGAGAUAGUCAACGACGGGAUGAAAAAGAAACCACGACUGCUACCGCGCUUCUUACAUUGGCUUCCGUAACAUGCGCCAGCCAUGUUCUUCAGGGUAGCGCCUUGUGCGCCAUACUACGGCUGACGGUGAAGCAUGUGGAGAAUUUGCAAGUAGUGCGCAAGGUCCUUUCGGUAGCGGCACGUUAUACAACAACAAACGUCUCGCUUAUCGAGGAUAACUUGAGUUAUCUGUUAACAUACUGGUUGAAAGACGUGCGGUAUCCGCUGCAAAAGUUUCCUUGGAUACUCACAGGUAAGCUCGCUUUAACGAGCGAGUUAUCGCUUGCGAUUGUGACAAAGUAUCUAUUUUUGUCAACAGGAUGCGAAACACCGGACAAGUUUUUCAGAAAAUACGUCAAUUGCAUAGUUCCGAUUCUUCUGCGUACUUCGGAUCUUGCUGAGACCACGGUCUUCUGUAUCGAUCGCGCCGGUCUGCCUUUCGAACAAGUCUUCGAGGAUGUUUUUCCGUCGUGCUUCGUAUGGCUGGUGGCCGAUGCCACCGUCGACGCCACCCAGUGGUCCGAUGGUAACGUCAACGUACUGCGAAAGUUGAUGCAAAAUACAGGCGAGUUUGCGAAGAUGGUAAAUUUCAGCGAGCUAUUUAAUCUCCGCUUCCAAGACGUGCUGGUAGAAUUGGUGCAGCGAUUGCACGACGAGGACGAUUUCAAGCGCGUUUUGUCGAUUAAAAACGUGUGCUUUCCGGCAACGGAUCCGCCGCACUUCUCGAGGGUCAAAGUGGAUCGUUGUUUUAUUUGGCUGGAAGAGAACUUUCUGGAGAAGUCAAUGACGCGCGUGCUAGUUAAACGGCAACCGGCGAUUCUACAGAAGACGCUGUUGCGACUCGCAAGCGCCGUGCACACGUCGCGUUCCUGGCACGAUCGACUCAAACGACUGCAUCAGUACGCAUAUUUCUACACGCGCGUCUCGUGCGAUCUGGCGGAGUCUAUCUUCGACGACAUGGCUGCAUUUCUGGUGCGAGACGUGUGCUACAGUCUUUUGUAUUUAGCGCGGAGCGAGAACAACGCAUUUGCAGAGGUGUGUUGUAAGUUUUUAUAUCUCUUUCUUCAAAGAGCGCUGCCCGCGAGAGCCGGAGAGGUUCGAGAUAUCCUCAGAUUUAUCGUGGCAAAUCUGAUCGGCUUGACGCAAGCGUCGAGCGGCGAUGUCCAAGUCGCGGCGGCGUGUCUUCUCAAAUUUCUCAUAGUGGAACAGAAAGAUGUGCUUCGCGAAGCUAUCGCCAAGCUAGGCUCGUUCCCGAAUCACGAAGUCUUUCGAGACGCGAGAGAAGCUUACAAUGCUGUGAAAUCAAAACCGAACGGCGUAUGCCUCGAGGAUGAACUGGAGCAUUUCCUGGACGCAAUGAGCGAGGAAAAUGCCGAAUGUACGUUGGAGGAUCUUGCGAGUUUAACGCGGCAGUUGUCGACGAGAAAGAGAGACCUGAGAGAAUUACGCCGAAAAAGUCCCAAGGACUGUGCCAACAACAUCUUGUACCGACUGAUAUUCAAACUUGUCAAACUAACGGAAUCGUCCAAUCCACGUGUUUCGACGGAAGCCACCAAGUGUCUGGGUGAAUUAGGCCCGACAGAUUCUAACGUGGCUUUACGGCCGUCCGGAAGUCUUGUCCGAGAAUCGAAUCACGCGAUAGAAGCUCUAACGUACCGAUCGGUCGCGAUGUUAAUGAGCUUUGUCGCGGAGAACUCUGUGCAACUUCGCAAGGUAAGUGCCGACGCACUGUACGCUGUGUUAUCGACUUCCUGCGGCCAGAAACUAUUUGAUCGCGAGUACUUGAAGAACUUAUCGAACGUUCUUGAGGAAUGUUCGCCUCUGAAGAUCGAUUACAUUCGACCGUUUGCAUGCAGCGGUUCCGUGGCGAAGCAAACUCUUUUUUCGGUGGAUUUCGCGCAAUUUCGUGUCGUCAUAAAUCCAGUAAACACUUUCUGGAUCGUUAAGGAUGGCGAAACUUACGCCGAUUGGAUUGUGAAUGUCACUUGCAGCAUUGCCGAGUGCUUUCAGGAUUCGUAUUUGAAGAGUUUCUUGCCAGUUUGUCGACUGAGUAUCGAAUUCUGCGAGUUGAUCUUGCCAAGAAUUUUCUAUCUCGUAAUUUACCAGAGCAAAAACUUCAACGCCAUGUGUGAUUGUGUGAACCGUUUUUUUAGGCAUUGUUUUGCGAUUAGCCAGGAAGAGGAGGCGGCGCAAAAUGACAGCUACGAUUUGAAAAUUGUUCGCCGCAUGUUAGACGUAGUGAAUCACGUGCGAGCGCAGUUGGAAGAUGGGACGAUGUUGAAACUUGACUACGUGUAUUUAGCCAAAGCGGCGCACAAAUGUUCCGCGUACUACUCAGCUUUGUUAUUUGCGCAGUUGGCUUGUGAAUCGAUUUCGACGGACUAUCCGGACUUUAGCAGAGAUUCUAGAAUCGACUUUAUCUACGAACACGAACCGGAAAUCGGCCGAGUGCUGCAGCGUAUUAUGUUGGACACGUAUCUGAACAUCAACGAUCCGGACGCUACCUGCGACGCCGGUUCGUCGCAUCUGCUCGAUUACGAGUCUCGAAUGCAGUAUUACGCUCGCACUAAUCGUUGGGACAAAGUCAUGCUUGCGAAAGACAUCGAGUUGUCAUCUCACAGCAACGGUUAUCCGCUAUCGACGAGUGGAAAUGCCAGGAUGGAAAUGUCAAACGCGCUUCGCAACUCGGGUUUACAGUUUCUUCAAUGGCAGUUCCAGGGCAACUGUUUAGGAGAAAAAUUCAGUUAUGAGUGUGCUUGGAGACUCGGCAACUGGAAUCUACCCGAUGACCACGCUGUUUCUUCCCAUCGUAAUGAUCGCAAACCGCAACAGUCGCGACUGGAAUUGCUGGAAGACGCGUUUCACGCGCAUCAUUAUCAAGCGCUCAAAUAUUUUCAUGAAAACGACCGGCACGGUAUGGAGCAAGCGAUCGAGCGUGCGCGUAAGAUUGUGAUCAGUGAACUGCGAUUAAUCAGUCUGGAGAGCAACCGAACUGUAAAUGAGAAAUUGUCUCAGCUGCGAUUGUUACUUGAAAUUGAACAAUUGAACUGGGUAGCCGAUUCACCGGAUGAAAAGUGUCCAGUGAUAUUACGACGCUGGCAGGAGCACGAAAUUGGUUUGACUGGUCAGUACAAUUGUGUGGAACCGAUUUUGUGGCAGCGCAUUGUUAUGUUCCGUGCUCGAGAAUCACUGCGAGCAAACAUUCACGUGCGCGACGCAUUUUUCGCUACCUGUUUGGAUCUGGCGGCGCUCGCGGAAAGUCAAAGUGACUUUCCCGUGGCUACUCGAGCACUGGACAGCCUGAGAACGUAUCCAAAUUUAUCCGCGGAACUACGGAACCAAUUUCUGUAUCAAGAAUCGUUGUUAGCGUGGAUGAAUUGUGACCAGAUAAUAGCGCGUCGUCAGCUGCGCAAUCUGAUUGAAAAGAACAAGCCGAUACCGAGCUUGCGAGCGAAAGCGUUACGAGUCUAUGGUGAUUGGAUGGCGGAGACCAAAUCAGAGAAUCCGCAGGUAGUGAUACAGAAAUAUUAUCUGGAAUCCAUUAAAAUCAGCGAGACUACCAAACAAACGGCCGAUGUCGUUAGAAAUCUAUACAGUACACAGGCUUCGUUGGCGCGUUUUGCCGACGCGCAGUACGAGCAAAUUAGUGGAUAUAUGAAGUCACCGAUAUACGAGUCGCUGAAAGAGUAUGCUCGCACUAACGUCCAAAUGGAUCAGGCGCAAAUGAUGAAAAAUCAGGAUCUCAAGCGCGCUGUGAUAAUUAGUCAUAAGCAGUCGACCAACGAUGCAGCCGAGUUGAAAUAUAUCGAACAGGAGAGGCGCAGCUAUCUCGCACAAGCGCUCAAGUAUUAUCUAAAAACAUUGCGGAACAGCGAAGAGCACGACAUGCUUGUGUUUCGGUUGAUAGCGCUCUGGUUGGACAAUAUGUUUGACGACGAGGUGAACGAGAGUUUGCUAGACGAACUGGACUACGUGCCGAGCUUCAAGUUCGUCCCGUUGUUGCCGCAACUGGCUGCUCACGUGAGCAGCGACGCUGCUGCGGCAACCGACGAGCAGCAGAGCUUUGCUGCGCGAAUCUUUCGAAUUCUCGAACGCUGCGCUUUGGAACAUCCUUAUCACACACUGCCGGUGUUGUUGGCGCUGAAAAAUCUGCACAGCGACUACGAAUACGAUGAGGAAUCUCGCGUCGCGAAAAAAGAAGAACGUCGCGUGCUAGGCGCCAAGAAGUUAUUCAAACAGUUAAACAAGUCGUCAGUGAGCACGAUUGUUCACGAGAUGGAGAUUCUGUCGCGGGCGCUUCUCAGUUUGGCCUACUGGCAUCCUAAGACUAAGUGUACUCCUGGUAAAAGUUAUCAAAUACCACGAGAUCAACCAAUAACUAAGAUGAAGAAUCUAAACAAUGUUCUUCUACCGACGCUCAGUUUGCCAGUACGGUCGUCGUGCAAUUACAACGACGUAGUUGGUAUAAGACUUUACAAAGACACAUGUGAGUUCGUUGGCGGCGUUACUGCGCCAAAAAAAAUUAUCUGCGUCGGCACCGAUGGUGUGCAGCGUCGUCAGCUCGUAAAGGGCAAGGACGACUUGCGACAAGAUGCGGUGAUGCAACAAGUGUUCACCGUGAUGAACACGUUGCUGCGUACGUGCAAGGAAACGAAGCGCCGAAAUUUGCGCAUCAGAACGUACAAAGUAGUGCCGUUGACGCAGAGAUCGGGCGUACUGGAGUGGUGCGACAACACAGUGCCUAUUACCGCAACUCUGGUGGGCACUCCUAGUGCGCCUGGCAUGCAUCGAAAGUAUUAUCCGCGAGAUCUCACCGCGGAAAUGGCCAGAGAUAAAAUAAAAAAUGUUGCACAAGAAUCAAACGAGAAAAAACUAAAAGUUUUUCUCGACUGCUGCAAACGCAUGAGGCCGGCAUUCCAUCACUUCUUCGAGGAGAAAUAUCGUUCGCCCGAAAGCUGGGUUGAAAGGACUCUUACAUAUACACGUAGUGUCGCCGUCACGUCCAUCGCGGGCUAUAUUUUAGGCCUCGGUGAUAGACAUUUAAGUAAUAUACUCAUCGAUGAACACACGGCGGAAGUGGUACACAUUGACUUUGGCGUUGCUUUUGAACAGGGAAAAGUUUUGCCGAUUCCUGAAACUAUCCCUUUUAGACUGACCAGAGACAUUGAGGUCGCUAUGGGUGCGUACGGUAUUGAGGGCACCAUGAGGCGCAGCUGCGAAGUAACCAUGACGAUGCUGCGCGAUCAGAGACAGAUUAUAAUAACUCUUCUUCAGGUUUUGUUAUACGAUCCCCUUUUUACAUGGGCUAUCACACCAGAAAAAGCAUGGAAGAUGCAGAGCGAUGUCAUGAAAGACUUUACAGAUAGCAGUGGAAAGAGUAAGGAAAUGUGUGUUAAAACUUUCAUUCUUUUAAAUAUCGUUUUUUAUAAAUUUUUUUGUUGUUGUUUUUUUUCGUUCUUAGCACUUGUGGAAACAAAUAAGAUUGCUAAAAGAGCUCUUUUGAGAAUUGAGCAAAAAUUACAAGGAACAGAAGAUGGUUUGGUAUCUAGUGUUUCCGGACAAGUUGAGAGGCUGCUGCAAGAAGCACGGGAUCCUGCUAACUUAUGCCGAGUCUAUUGUGGCUGGCAACCAUAUUUGUGAAAACGUUAUAUAAUAUACUUCUUAGAUAUGUUCUCCUAAUAUACCUCUAGAGAUAUGUUCUGUAGUCUGAAAAGAAUACCAGUAUGUAGAGUUUUAACUUUUUAAUUUUACUCAUAUUGCUAAGAUUUAAUUUAAGCAAGAAAUAAGCGUUUUUUUUUGUUU
Pseudomyrmex gracilis is the source of this 9232-nucleotide messenger RNA. It is a transcript of the gene tefu, whose product is annotated as serine-protein kinase ATM. Gene Ontology annotation, molecular function: protein serine/threonine kinase activity; protein binding. Bases 215 to 9070 code for a protein of 2951 amino acids. The record is from RefSeq and is a predicted model, not a curated record. The transcript has 17 exons. Lineage: Eukaryota; Metazoa; Arthropoda; Insecta; Hymenoptera; Formicidae. Gene Ontology annotation, biological process: DNA repair.